Messenger RNA from Dujonia railenensis, 1473 nucleotides. The record is from the annotation of a GenBank genome assembly. Lineage: Eukaryota; Fungi; Ascomycota; Pichiomycetes; Serinales; Debaryomycetaceae.
AUGACUUGGAUUGAUGAACUUCCUUUAUCCCUAAAACAGUCUAUCAUAUCGACUAUAUCGAAAUACCCUGAUACAAAGCCGGUGUUUGAACAUUUACACACAUAUCUAUCGGAUAAACAACCACCUGCCAAGAAGCAAAAAACAUCACCAGUCAAUAAAAAGAAGGAAAGUACAAAGACUCCACAACCAGCUGAUAAAUUGGAAGAACAUGAGUCGUUUACGUUAAAUAUUACCAAACCUAUACUUGAAUCCGAGAAAAUAUUCCAACUAAAGCAGAUUUCAUUCCAGUCUCCAUUAAGAAAGAAGUUGAACUUGGUAUUCCAUCUACUUAUGGAGCCAGAUGCACCCCCGGAACCUAUAUUGUCCAUAGUGGCACCGCAGACGAAUAUCCCAGAAGUAUCCGUUAAUAAAUUGGGAGAACUGAUCAAAUUGUGCAUGUUAUUGCCAAUAUUGGGUAGCUCCAUGAACUCAAAAAAGAAGGUUGCCUUGCUUUGUAUCUGGUUAAAUAACUCUAGCGAUCCUAUUAUAUGCCAAAUAAAUUUCGAAUUGAUCAAAGUUCAGUUGAUCGAAGCAGGCAAAAUCCCACCAGAGCAGGAGAGCGGUGACGGAUCUGAUAGUGAAUCGGAAGAGUCUGAUGAAGAUCCCAUCCACGAUGCUAUCAUAGACUUUCUCCAACGCCAGUUCCAGUUGUGUGGUAUCAAUCUUGUGAACCAUGUGCCUUCAACAAACCCCUUAGCUAGUGGGAACAAGAAUACGUUUGCGUUGAACACAGAUUCAGGAAUUGCAAUUGAUUCAUUACAGACUCCAAACUCAUUGGUAAUGGUAACAGCCUACAAGGGCUCAAAGGAAGGCUCAUUGCUCUUACUUUCUGCCUCGAAUUCAACCAAACCGUAUUUGAUCUUUGGAUUUAAAAAGCCAAUUCUUAUUUUCGAGCUUUCUCGUGUGAAGCAUAUAUCAUAUACUAAUAUCACAAGGAUUACGUUCAGCCUACUCAUCACAAUUGAACACGAAGGAGCAGAGGAGGAAACAUUGGAACUUGGCAUGAUAGACCAACAAUAUUAUUCGGUUUUAGAUUCAUUUAUCAAGGGACAAAGAAUCAAUGAUAAUUCCUUCAAUGAUGACUUGAGAGAGAAGGUCAAGAAGAAUAAUGGGGAUGACGAAGGAGAUGCAGAAGGUGAAGAUGGAGACGGUGAAAAUGCAACAGGCAAAAGAGCUGGUGCCGAGUUGGGUGCCCUUUUAGAAGGACAAGACUUGGCAGAGAGUGAUGACGAAGACGAAGAUGGAACUUACCAGGUUGGCGUAGAAGAAGAUGAAGAUGGAAGUAGCCGUGCAAGUGGCAGUGACAGUGAUAGUGACAGCGACAGUGAUAGCGGGAGCGAUGUUGAUGAUGACGACGACGAUGAUAGCAUGGAAGUAGAGGAAGCAGAAGAAGAUGACGAAGAGGAGGAGAAAACAGAAAUCAAGAAGGAAUAA